This is a messenger RNA of Schistosoma intercalatum, 447 nucleotides long. NCBI's taxonomy places the organism in Eukaryota, Metazoa, Platyhelminthes, Trematoda, Strigeidida, Schistosomatidae. The record is from the annotation of a GenBank genome assembly.
AUGAACUUUUUAGACUACUGUAAAAUAUCUAUGGUGUUAAUUAGUAUUUAUAUCCGAAGUGCUGUAUCUGGUUGGAAUAUCACUUUUGUUCAUAUUAAGUUCUUAAAGUUGCUUUUUGGUACACGAAACAUUGCUCGUCCCCGAGCUCCCAAUUUCGGGGGAAAAUUUGGGACAUUUUGGGGAAAUGGGACAAAAACCCCAAAAUUUUCCCAAACCUGGGGAAGACUACUUCACUUUGAGGAUUUCUCCAAAAUUGCCCGAAAUUUCACCAAACUUGGGAGCUUGGGAAUCUCCCCAUUUCAGGGGAAUGUUGGGAAAUCCCCAGAAUUUUGUGCCACUCCUCCAGAAUUUUUUAUAGCGGCUUACCAAAAACGAACAAAAUUUUCCCCAAAACAGGGAGCUUGGGGUAUUAAUGGUUCUCAUUGUUGGUUAGAACCAACAAUAUAG